Thermothielavioides terrestris NRRL 8126 is the source of this 724-nucleotide messenger RNA. RefSeq lists its product as uncharacterized. The coding region runs from base 68 to 376 and encodes 102 amino acids. NCBI's taxonomy places the organism in Eukaryota, Fungi, Ascomycota, Sordariomycetes, Sordariales, Chaetomiaceae. The record is from RefSeq and is a predicted model, not a curated record. The transcript has a single exon.
AUCAGCCACCACCCUAUUCUCGCUUUCCUGAAGAAAGGAAAGAAAAAGAAAGUUAAGAAAACCAACAAUGGCCGUCACGACCGUCCUGACCGACCUCGCGCACUCGCUCGGCGAGCUGCUGUCCUCGGUGUUCGGCACCGCCUACGCGCUGGUGCACUCCUUCGUCGCCGACCUGUUCGGCUUGCUCGCCGGCUUCUUCGCCUUGGCCAACGACCUCGUCCGCGGCGUGGUCGAUCUGGUCGGCGGGGUGGGCCGGUUUGUCACUGGUGAGACCGCACCCCCCUCCCCUCCCCGUCCCCUUUUUUCUUUUCGGAAGUCAUUACAUAGCGUCGUUUUCCUUUUUUUUUUUUUUCUUCUUCCAUCCUUGAUUAUGUGAUUAGCGAACACUGACGCGCCGCGGCAGGCAACGUCGUCGUGCUGGGCGUCAUCGCCGCGGCCGGCUACUACGCAUACGCGCGCUUCGUCCAGCAGCCGCAGCAGCAGCAGGGGCGCGAGCCGGUGGGCGCGAGCGGCGCCGGGGCUGGAAAGAAGAAGGCGAACUGAGUUCGCUCGGAACCACAUGGACACGACACGGCACGGAUGGGUGGGCGCCCGGAUGGGUACAUGGCGUUGGGAGGGAAGGGUUGGAGCACUUGCGUUCGAGUUUUCACCAGCACACCGCGUACUGCCAUCUGCGGAUCGGAACUGUCAUUGAUCUAAAUACUGAACGGGGAGUAUCAACGCA